Jaculus jaculus (lesser Egyptian jerboa) is the source of this 1089-nucleotide messenger RNA. Its product is annotated as taste receptor type 2 member 20-like. Gene Ontology annotation, cellular component: membrane. The coding region runs from base 1 to 1089 and encodes 362 amino acids. The transcript has 2 exons. Gene Ontology annotation, biological process: sensory perception of taste; detection of chemical stimulus involved in sensory perception of bitter taste; G protein-coupled receptor signaling pathway. The record is from RefSeq and is a predicted model, not a curated record. Gene Ontology annotation, molecular function: G protein-coupled receptor activity; bitter taste receptor activity. Lineage: Eukaryota; Metazoa; Chordata; Mammalia; Rodentia; Dipodidae.
AUGGCAAGUCUCCUACCAACCAUUGUAUCCAUUGUAAUAGUGGUAGAAUUUGUUCUUGGAAAUUUUGCCAAUGUCUUCAUUGCACUGGUGAACUGUGUUGACUGCAUCAAGAAAAGGAAGAUCUCCAUAGUUGAUAAAAUUCUCACUGCUCUGGGUGUCUCCAGGACGGUUUGGCUUUGGGUAAUAUUGAUGAAUUGGUCUUCAACAGUGUUUUAUCCAGAUUCACAUAAGAGGCAAGUCAAAUUCAUUACAGUUGCCUGGGCAGUAGCCAAUCAUUUUUCCAUCUGGUUUGCAACUACGCUCAGCAUAUUUUAUUUGCUCAAGAUACCCAAUUUCUCCAACCGGAUUUUCCUUUAUCUUCAGCAGAAAGUGAAGCAUGUCAUUGUUGCUGUCCUUUUGUCGAUGUUAAUCCUCUUGUUUUCUAACUUCACAAUGGCUAAUGUAUGCAUGAUGAUGCAGGUGAGUGUACAUGGAGGAAAUGUGACUGGGGUGAUCCAACUGAGUGACACGGCAAGACUUACAGUGGUCAUUUUCUCCACGCUCUCAAAUGCAAUACCUUUCAUGGUAUCCUUGAUCUGUUUGCUGCUGUUAAUCUACUCCCUUUGUAAGCAUGUUAGAAAGAUGAAGCUUCAUGGAAAAGGAUCCCAAGAUCCCAGCACUGCAGUCCACAUGAAGGCCGUGUACACGGUGGUUUCCUUUCUCUUGCUACUUCUCAUGAACUUUCUGUCUCUAAUCACAUCUUUGUGGUAUUCUAAUAAACCACUUGCUGAGCCAGUGCAUUUGCUUUGCCAAGCUAUUGGGAUGUUAUAUCCAUCAAGCCAUUCAUAUGUCCUGAUAUGGGGAAACAAGAAGCUCAAACAGGCCUUUCUAUUAGCAAGGAUGAAGGUAAAAAUUCAUGAUUCCAGACUGAAACAUGUAGAUAAGAGAAAAUUCAAAAUGAUGCUAAUUGGUAUAUCUUUGCAUGCAAGCACACGAAAAUUCAGCACCUUUGUCAUUGUCAGCUACAAGACUUCAGGCUGCUUUGAAGAAGGCAUCUCGUGUCCUCACGACGAAACUGAGCUUUCUGGGAGAUUGAAAGAUUCUCAAUAA